AUGGCAACUGGUGUUGAUGAAAACAAGGGUAAGAAGGAUUUACAAGAAGAUAUUGAUGAAAGCAAGGGUAAGAAAGACUUACAAGAAAUUAUAGAGCAAAUCAAUGCAGAAGAGCAUUACAGGGUUAUUACAAAAGAGGAGUAUGACCUGUUGAAAGGGCAGAAAAUUCCAACUACCCCUAAGAUUGAACAUGGUUUGAGUCAAGGUACCAUUCCUAAACUUCCACCCUUAGGUCAAGUACCACCACCAAAUCACAUACCCACACCAGGUUAUUUACAACCACCAGGUCUUAUGUCAUCCCCUAAAUUUUUUAAUAGCUCUGCUCUGUUUCAUCAGAAUAACAACCCUACCCCUAUAAAGCUUCCAACUUUUAGCGGUAGUGAGCAAGCUCAGAAAGGUGAAGUGAGCUAUGACGUUUGGUCGUAUGAGGUUAGGUGCUUAAAGGGCCAGUGGCCUGAUCAUGUUCUUUUGCAGCCAGUGAGAAGUUCUCUGAAGGGGACGGCGAGAGAAAUUCUGAUUCCACUUGGAGAAUAUGCAACAGUUGAGAACAUCCUCGCAAAGUUGGAUGAUUUUUAUGGGAAUGUAUGCACACCGGAAAACAUCAUGCAGAAAUUUUAUUCGGAUCAUCAACAAGAAGGUGAGUCAAUUGUUUCCUAUGGUUCACGAUUAGAACAAACUGUUUCAAAAGCUGUUAGACUUGGUCAUGUAGAUGUUGUAGCAAAAGAUUCUAUGCUAAGAUCAAAAUUUUGGUCUGGGUUGAGAAAUCCCCAAUUGAGAAAUGCAUCUAGAAAUAAAUAUGAAACUAUCAAAGAAUUUCAGACUCUGUUAAGAGAAGUUAGACAGAUAGAGCAAGAAGAAUUGAAUUUAGCUAUUGCUAAACCAGUUGAAUAUACAUGUAGUGCUGUAUCAACAAAUGAAGCAUUAAAUGUAGAGAAACAGCUUAGUGAAAUACUGAGUCAGAUGAAGAAGCUAGACUCUAGAAUGAGUAAAUUAGAACAAGAUCAAAAGAAUUUAACGAAUGUAGAAUAUUUUCAGACAUAUAAGCCGCAAGAGAACUUGAACAACACAAGAGGCAACUCCAGAAGCAGAGGAAAUUACAGAUACCAUAACUGGAGAGGAAGAGGAAAUUUCUCACAGCAGAAUGGUAACAAUAGAGGUUAUGGGCGAACAGAAGAUCAAUUUGCUAAAUGCCCUACUAUACCUCCCAAUCAAGAUCUAUUGACAAGACUUGUAGGUCGUUCAAAUGAAGCAGAUAUUACUGUAUUUGGUACCAAGACCAAGGCACUGAUUGACUCGGGGUCUAUGGUUACAUGUAUUUCAGAAUCUUUCUAUCAGUCUCUCAAACCUAUGCCUGAACUGUUAAGUUUGACAAACUUUGGGCUUAGUGUGAGAAGUGCCAAUGGCAGUGAAUUACCAUACAAAGGUUAUAUAGAGAUGCAAAUCAAUGUUCCUUGUAUGAAUGACUUUUCAUGCCACAUUCCUGCUCUUGUUGUACCUGAAACAAAUUAUACAAAGAAUGUCCCUGUUAUCAUAGGUACUAACUUUAUUCGUCUUUGCAGACAAAACUGUGAGAAGAUGUCUCAGACGUCAGACAUACCAGACGAGUGGCAGCUGGCAUUCGAGAGCAUGAACGAUGAGACGCCGGUCAGGACAACAAAUAAACAUACCAUUACAGUUUCUCCAAACGAGACCAAAGUCAUUAGAG
Messenger RNA from Saccostrea cuccullata (small rock oyster), 1705 nucleotides. RefSeq lists its product as uncharacterized. The annotation marks the transcript as partial. NCBI's taxonomy places the organism in Eukaryota, Metazoa, Mollusca, Bivalvia, Ostreida, Ostreidae. The transcript has 2 exons. The record is from RefSeq and is a predicted model, not a curated record.